Diceros bicornis minor is the source of this 1941-nucleotide messenger RNA. It is a transcript of the gene APBA3, whose product is annotated as amyloid beta precursor protein binding family A member 3. The record is from RefSeq and is a predicted model, not a curated record. Lineage: Eukaryota; Metazoa; Chordata; Mammalia; Perissodactyla; Rhinocerotidae. Gene Ontology annotation, biological process: chemical synaptic transmission. Gene Ontology annotation, molecular function: protein binding; amyloid-beta binding. The transcript is spliced from 11 exons. The coding region runs from base 137 to 1864 and encodes 575 amino acids. Gene Ontology annotation, cellular component: cytoplasm; dendritic spine; plasma membrane.
GUGCGCAUGCCCAGUGGCGCAGGGAAGUGGCGGCGGCUGGGAAGAACAGGGCGAGCCCGGGGCGCCGGGUCCUGCGGCUGCGCGGGCUGGGGUCACCGCGGUUUGGGAAAUGCUAGCCUGAGCCUGGGGUCCAGGCAUGGAAUUCCUGACGGCCUCCCAGCCCCCUCCAGGGCCUCCGGCCAUGGACCUGGAGGAGCCCAGGGAUGCCCUUUCCUCUCAGGACCCCACCCCUGACUGCCAGUGGGACCCGCCGCUGGGACACCCCAGCAGCCUGAGUCAGAUGGAACUGGACGGGCCGAGUAUCCAGGACCUGGUGCAGCAGUUUGAGGCUCUGCCGGGUGAUCUAGUGGGCCUGUCCCCGGAGGGACCCCCCUGCCCCCUGCACAUUGCCACUGGCCGCGGCCUGGCCCCCCAGGACGUCGCCGAUGCCCAUGGGCUGCUGUCCGCCGAGGCCGGCCGGGACGACCUGCUGAACCUUUUGCGCUGCGAGGAGUGCUCUCCUUCCUGUUCGUGUUCCGAGGAGCCCCUGGACCCUGCUCCUCACCUUUUGCAGCCCCCCGAGGCCCCGGAGGAGGAUCCCGGCCCCCCGGAAUGGACAGAGGGAGCGUCUGCCGAGCGACGUGGCAGCAGAAGCUCGAGCAGCUCCCCGGAACCCUGGCUGGAGACUGUGCCUCUGGUGGCUCCUGCAGAGCCACCGGCCAGCGCCCAGAGCCCCGAGACCCUGGCAUCAUGCCCUGCCCUCCAGGAGGUGCCCGGGCCGUGUGACCACGAAGACCUCCUGGACGGCGUCAUGUUCGGGGCCAAGUACCUGGGCUCCACGCAGCUGCUGUCGGAGCGCAGCCCGCCGCCCAGCGCGCGCAGGGCGCAGGCGCAGGAGGCGGUGGAGCGCGUCCAGGCCCCCGACGGGGAGAGCCAGCCCAUGACGGAGGUGGAGCUCUUCGUCUCCACCCGGCGGGUCAAGGUCCUGACGGCCGACGCGCAGGAGGCGCUGAUGGACCACAGCCUGCGGAGCGUCUGCUACGUCGCCGACGUCGGCCGCGUGCUCGUGCUCAUGGCGCGGCGAGGGCGCGCCCGGCGCGCGGCCCCCUCGGCGCGCGGCCCCCCGCUCUGCAGGAUGAUCUGCCACGUCUUCCACUGCCAGGACGCCCAGCUCAUCGCUCAGGCCAUCGGCCAGGCCUUCGCCGUGGCCUACAGCCAGUUCCUGCGGGACAGCGGCCUCGACCCCAGCCGGGCCGCCCCGCAGAGCCAGGCCGCGGGCCCGGGCCACCUCCACAACGGGGACCUGGACCACUUCUCCAACAGCGACAACUGCAGGGAGGUGUGCAUCGAGAAGCGCCGGGGCGAGGGCCUGGGCGUGGCGCUGGUGGAGUCGGGCUGGGGGUCCCUGCUGCCCACGGCCGUGAUCGCCAACCUGCUGCACGGCGGCCCGGCCGAGCGCUCCGGGGCCCUCAGCAUCGGGGACCGCCUGACCGCCAUCAACGGGAACAGCCUGGUGGGGCUGCCCCUGGCCGCCUGCCAGGCCGCCGUCCGCGAGGUGAAGUCGCAGACGCUGGUGACUCUCAGCAUCGUCCACUGCCCGCCGGUGACCACAGCCAUCAUCCGCCGGCCGCACGCCCGCGAGCAGCUGGGCUUCUGCGUGGAGGACGGCAUCAUCUGCAGCCUGCUCCGCGGGGGCAUCGCCGAGCGUGGGGGCGUCCGCGUGGGCCACCGCAUCAUCGAGAUCAACGGGCAGAGCGUGGUGGCCACGCCGCACGCCCGCAUCAUCGAGCUGCUCACCGAGGCCCACGUCGAGGUCCACAUCAAGACCAUGCCGGCUGCCACCUACCGUCUGCUCACGGGCCAGGAGCAGCCCGUGUACCUCUGACGGCCGCCGUCGCCCCGCCGCCGUGCCUUAGCCCCCCGGCUCUGGAACUUUCUGCGGCCGGCUGGGGCCCCAAGGAU